This is a messenger RNA of Tribolium castaneum (red flour beetle), 1300 nucleotides long. It is a transcript of the gene SCCRO, whose product is annotated as Squamous cell carcinoma-related oncogene. The coding region runs from base 138 to 920 and encodes 260 amino acids. Gene Ontology annotation, molecular function: ubiquitin conjugating enzyme binding; cullin family protein binding; ubiquitin-like protein binding. Gene Ontology annotation, cellular component: ubiquitin ligase complex. The record is from RefSeq and is a predicted model, not a curated record. The transcript has 3 exons. Lineage: Eukaryota; Metazoa; Arthropoda; Insecta; Coleoptera; Tenebrionidae. Gene Ontology annotation, biological process: protein neddylation.
UAUUUGUAAGAGUGGCAACCUUGUAGGAUCGAGCGACUUUUAAGGUUAUUUUGAUGAUCCUUCGACUCGUUGAUGAAAACCCAAAUCAAAUGAUUGAGAAAUAUUAGGGAAUUGGAGUGCAAAAGCCCUAAUCUACAAUGCAUAAACUCAAGUCGUCCCAAAGAGAAAAAGUGAAGAAAUUUAUAUCGUUUACGCAAACAGGCGAGAAUACAGCGAUCUAUUGCCUUACACAAAACGACUGGAAAUUAGACUUAGCCAGCGAUAAUUACUUUCAAAAUCCUGAUGCGUACUAUAAAGAGCCGAGAAACGUCGAUAAAAAGAAGUUAGAGGCUUUGUACAAUAGAUAUAAAGACCCAAAUGAGCCCGACAAAAUCACAGUUGACGGAAUUAUGAGAUUCUUAGACGAUUUAGGAUUACCCCCUGAAUCGAAAUUAGUACUGAUAAUAGCGUGGAAAUUCAAAGCUGCGACACAAUGCGAGUUUACCAGAGAUGAGUUCGUAAACGGAAUGACAGAGCUAGGUUGUGAUAAUAUUGAUAAGUUAAAAGCUAGACUGUCAACGUUAGAAAAUGAAAUUAGAGAUAAUUACAAGUUUAAAGACUUUUAUCAGUUUACUUUUAAUUAUGCGAAAAAUCCGGGCCAGAAGGGACUAGACCUAGACAUGGCCAUCGCCUACUGGAACAUUGUUCUUAAAGGAAAAUUCAAAUUCUUGGAUUUAUGGUGCACGUUUCUGCAGGAAAACCACAAACGGUCGAUUCCCAAAGACACCUGGAACUUGCUGUUAGAUUUUGCUCAACAAAUCGCUGAUGAUAUGAGUAAUUAUGAUGAAGAAGGCGCUUGGCCCGUCCUAAUUGAUGAUUUCGUCGAGUGGGCUUCGUCAAGAACAAAAGAAAACCAACAACACAGUAGCCCUCUCGAUUAGCGAAACUAUUUAUUUGAAUAAACAACGUGCCGAAUACUUUGGAUGACAUUAAAUAUGCUAAAAUUGUGUUUCGUUCCAACUGAAAUAUCCUGCCGCGAAUAGUUGAAAAUGUAGACUACGCUUUUAGUAAUAAAUAAAUUACAAUAUAAUACAAGAUAUUGUAGCGGAUUGUGCAUUAAUUAAUACUUUUGUCGGUUGUGAAAGUUUUCUCUAACUAUUUUUUACACAGUGAUUGCGGCGGGCCGAAUUUAAUGUCAUUCAAUCUGUUUUCGUUUUAUUUAUUAAAUAGAAAGAAAUUGUAAAUAGCAAACAUGAAGAAAUUUUGAGCACUAAAAUUGUAAAUUUUCAUCAGCUGUAAUAAAUAAUUAUAUUGUUUUUAA